ACCAACUGUUAAAUACAAUCCCCUCUGCUUCACUGCGCAACACUUCCCAUUCCCUUGACUUAAAUCCACAUAAAAACAAACUCCUCUUUCUCUUUCAUUUCCCGAUUUUAAUUUCCUUUUUAUAACCCAAAAAAAAUUUCCUUUUAAUGAAUCCAGUUUCCUUGUUUUAAUUAGAUCUUAGACAACUUCUUCAAGGAAGAUCACAAUUUUCCUGGAAAUAGAAGUGGUUUCUAGGGGGGGGAGUCAUUGUCCCCGGAACCAGACGGGAGCUGUAGAGCUGUGAAAGAUGAGGCGGAGAGGAGUAGAUUUUAGGAGGCCAGUGAGGAGGAGGCUCUCCAAUGUGGUGUGGUGGACAUUGUGCGGGAUUGUGGUCUUGGUUUUCAUCGUGAUUUUGAGCAAGGAGAAUCAGAUUGAAUCAAGACCCACUAUAUCUAGGAGACCUUAUCGACAUGACAGAAUUAUGGACGGCCUGAACAUCACUGAUGAAAUGUUAAGCCCCAACUCUGUCACUAGGCAACUUAGCGACCAAAUUUCUCUUGCAAAGGCUUUUGUUGUGAUAGCAAAAGAAAGCAACAAUCUUCAAUUUGCUUGGGAAUUAAGUGCCCAGAUCCGUAAUUCACAGGCCCUUCUGUCAAAUGCUGCAACUAGGCGAACCCCUUUGACAGUUCCAGAAUCAGAGACUGCAGUUCGUGAUAUGGCACUUUUGCUCUACCAAGCCCAGCAACUCCACUAUGACAGUGCAACAAUGAUUAUGAGAUUGAAAGCCAAAAUCCAAGCUCUUGAAGAACAGAUGAGUUCAGUAAGUGAGAAAAGUUCGAAGUAUGGACAAAUAGCUGCUGAAGAAGUCCCCAAAAGUCUAUACUGUCUUGGUGUUCGGUUGACUACAGAAUGGUUUGGAAACCCAAAUUUACAAAGGAAACUCAGGGAAAGAAAACACUUGGAAGCUAAACUUAAAGAUAACAGUAUGUAUCAUUUCUGUGUCUUCUCUGACAACAUCCUUGCAAGUUCCGUGGUGGUUAAUUCAACAGCUUUAAAUUCCAAAAAUCCAGAUAAGGUUGUCUUUCAUCUUGUAACUGAUGAAAUAAACUAUGCUGCAAUGAAGGCCUGGUUUACUAUGAACAGUUUUCAGGGAGUGACUGUUGAGGUUCAGAAGUUUGAGGAUUUCAAGUGGCUGAAUGCCUCUUAUGUUCCAGUUCUUAAGCAGCUCCAAGAUUCUGAGACUCAGAGUUAUUAUUUUUCUGGCCAUAAUGAUGAUGGUCUGACUCCAAUCAAAUUCCGAAAUCCUAAAUACCUCUCAAUGCUUAAUCAUUUGAGGUUUUAUAUUCCUGAAGUUUUUCCAGCACUGAAGAAAGUGGUAUUUCUUGAUGAUGACAUUGUGGUUCAGAAGGAUUUGUCUGGCCUAUUUUCCAUUGAUUUGAAUGGCAAUGUUAAUGGAGCAGUUGAGACAUGCAUGGAGACAUUUCACAGAUAUCAUAAGUACCUGAACUACUCUCACCCUCUUAUAAGAGCACAUUUUGAUCCUGAUGCAUGUGGUUGGGCAUUUGGGAUGAAUGUUUUUGAUUUGGUUGAGUGGAGGAAGAGGAAUGUGACUGGCAUCUAUCACUAUUGGCAAGAAAGGAAUGUGGACCGGACAUUGUGGAAACUUGGGACACUUCCACCCGGACUGUUGACAUUCUAUGGAUUGACAGAGGCACUGGAUCCCUCAUGGCAUGUGCUCGGGCUGGGCUAUACCAAUGUUGAUUCUCUGUUGAUAGAGAAAGGGGCUGUUCUGCACUUCAAUGAUUCAAAGCCAUGGUUGAAGAUAGGGAUAGAGAAAUACAAGCCCCUUUGGGAGAAGUAUGUUGACUAUUCUCACCCUCUAUUGCAACAAUGCAAUUUUCAUUGAUAAAUUGCCAUGGGAAUCUGUAGUCUUCCACGACAAGUUCACUGCCUUAGAAGCGUCAAAUUUUGAGGUCAAGUAUGCUUGUACAAUUUUAAAGAGGUCAAGCAUGGCUGGUGGUUGUAACAUGGUAUUUAAUUCAUUUCAACUAGGUUGUUGUAGUAUAGAUUGUUCAUUCAACAUCAAUUAUUUAAAGAUCCCUAUUAACAAAACAAUUUUGAUCUAUAUCAUUUAGCUCAAGCUGUAAACUUAUACUAUGGUAAUCUGCAAUCCAAUCGACCUUCUUUCCAAGUUUAA
Molecule: messenger RNA, 2176 nt
Organism: Theobroma umbraticum
Lineage: Eukaryota; Viridiplantae; Streptophyta; Magnoliopsida; Malvales; Malvaceae
Gene: GAUT10
Product: galacturonosyltransferase 10
Molecular function (GO): polygalacturonate 4-alpha-galacturonosyltransferase activity
Source: RefSeq, a predicted model, not a curated record